This is a messenger RNA of Ostrea edulis (European flat oyster), 1414 nucleotides long. RefSeq lists its product as uncharacterized. The record is from RefSeq and is a predicted model, not a curated record. The transcript has 10 exons. Lineage: Eukaryota; Metazoa; Mollusca; Bivalvia; Ostreida; Ostreidae. The coding region runs from base 248 to 1333 and encodes 361 amino acids.
ACUUGCGUCCUCCAUUUGUAUACAAAUUUUCAUGACUAAAUAAAUAACACUUUUCAAACGUAUAUGCCGUGUUUUAUUAUCCAAAAGGUGUGUUAGAAUAGAAGAGUUGGCUCCAUGACAAGUACAUAAUGUGAACAAGGAACUCGAAACGAAUUCAUCCGACAUUGCCAUUAUACGGGUGAAUUCACCUCGGACAUUUAAAUGUACUAAGCAGGAAGUACCAGUGGUUUUCAUUUGUUGUGAUAAAAUGAUGUCCAUUUUUCGAACGCAAGUGUGUGUAUUGUUCUUGGUGUCACGUGGUAUUGAGCACGUCCAGCUGCAAUCUAAUAGUGAUCUUAUUGAUGCAUUUGACUGCCUGGGAACUGUCAUUAAUACGUACAAAAAGCUUUCAAUGGAGUGUAGUAAUAAUAUAGAUGCAUCUUGUUCUCACGGGGAAAUCAUCUGCGUCCGGACAGCACGAAGCUGUAAUUCACGGUGGUCAAAACCAGUAAAGGUCUCUGUGUCCCUGACAAUACUGUCAUCUAAUUUCAUGAACGACUCUAAAUUGAUGCCAAGGUGGUGCAAGUGUGGGGAAUUAUUUUUCAACUGUUCCAUUGAAAGCGAAUUCCUUAUCAAGAAUCUAGUACAUGAAGACACAUGUUCUACGAGCACCUCCAUUUCAACUACAACUUCGACGACCCAAGAAAUCACGAGCAGUGUUGUGUCAGCCACUUCCGGUCCUGGGAAUUUAACAAACUCAACAUUUAUUUCUACACCAAAUCCAGAUUUUUUGAAAGAUUCAAAUCCUGUGGAAACGGUGACGUCCUACGGGGCAAUUAUCGGUGCAUUGAUAGGGGGCGUCGUGCUCGGGGCUGUCUUAAUGUUUCUUACCUCCCUCAUCCUAAGGAGAAAAUCCAAGCCGUCGAAUAGCAGGCAAAACAAAAAAAAUCUUAAGACGGUAAGACAUAAUCCAGCGUAUGAAUGCAGCAAGGGCAUCCCUGAGAAGACCACAAACCCCAGCGGGGAUAUAUACACACAAAUCAUGGACCAAAACCAGUGUCAAAACAUUUCAGCCGUGAAACCUUCAGUUUCAUACGAAAACACCCCUGUUGCAGUAAAGGAUAUAGACACAAUCUACAAUCAUCUUCAUGAAUCAAAGGACAUCGAUAGAACAGACUAUUACGAUCAUGCGCAGAUGAUACCAUCUGUACCUCCCCCCACAGAAGAAUACCAAACCAUACAAACAUCAAGCUGUUCUAACGCAUACACAGAGGUAGUGGGAGAGGGGCUCCGAAAAUCUGCUAAUCAUAGUGAUCCAAUCCAAGACGAAUACUUCAUUUUGAACAAAUGCUGAAUACCGACUUCUUGAUAUUGAAACUUUUCACCGAAAUUGAUAUUUGCAAAUUUCGUUGAGUAAAAUGAAUUGUAAAACUUC